UCAAAACACACCAAUCACCAAUAUAAUAAGGCCGCAACUCUUUUUGGCCCCUACAUUCAACUAAAAAAAGCAAAAAGAAAUCGUGUAGUGAAAUUAGAUAUUAGAUGGAAAUUGUCUUCCAUAGCACUUCAAACAGUCUAUAUACAAGCGUUCUACAAUUAUGUGCAAAUAAGCAAUGUUUUUAGUUUUUUCUUAUUGAUCUCUCCAAUUGUCGUCGAGUUCAGACCCGUUUUUUGUCUUCUGAUUUGGCUGAAACCGAGCGAUUGCCUGCGCACAAUGUUUUUUAUUGGCUUGAUAAAUAUGAAUAAAUAUACCAGCGUUCAUCAUAUUUUGUGUUGCAGAGGCAAAGCUUCGUUAUUACUUUUCAAUUGUUGCAAACAUUUAAAAUUCUACAACGACCGUUCGCAACGUGAAGUUAAAACGACGAAUUCAGGAAAAAUUCUUAUAGAUAAUGUCCGACUACGUCCUUCUUCCACAUGCCUUUCCGAAGGAUGCAGAGAGCGUUCUUCAAGAGGCCAUCAGCCUUGGCCCCAAGGUUGGUCCAAGGUUUUUGAACGACAACCUGCCUUUCGGUUGCCAGGUUGCGUUGGCCUUUAAAAACCAAAUAGAGGUUGAUGUCCGCGCAGCUCACCUCGCUCUCUGCACCCAACUCUAUAACCUACUGGCUGCUCGCCAUGGAAAAGUCAAAAGAGUGGCCGCCUCGGAAGCCUCAACGCGCACCACCAGACAGCUUGACUAUUCAAGUCUGUCUCCAUCUGAAGGUGCCGUCAUGAGAGCCGAGCCGAAAUCGGCAAAACCAGCAUCUCUCGCAGCCUUCUGCCUUCACAACAACAUCAACACGUUCUUCUGCAUUAGUACGGCUGACCUGGCACUUGUUGUGCGCCGCGCUCAGCUCAAAGAGAACAAUCGUGAGCGUCAAGAGGCUGAAGAGCAACAAGCUCGAGAGGCCAAGAGAGCCAAAGGCCUUUUGGCGAGGAUCUUUCAGUGGGUCCGCGGAGGCACCCGCGCAGAGCAUUAGAGGCUUAAGAGUUUGCAUUGAGCAGUAAAGUUACUUUGAGUUCUUUAAUUUACAAGUUUUUGCUUAUUUCCCAGCCUCCUGGAAGAAAAAUUUGUUGCUUAAAUCCAUUUAAAUAACUAUUUUUAAUUGUUCAAUAUAAACACUUCAUAAUUAUUUCUAUCUUGAUAUCAAUUUUAUUUCAGUGCGCAUAAUACUAAAGUAAAGGCCAUUUAACUUUUUAUGUGAGC
Molecule: messenger RNA, 1245 nt
Organism: Neocloeon triangulifer
Lineage: Eukaryota; Metazoa; Arthropoda; Insecta; Ephemeroptera; Baetidae
Exons: 4
Coding region: 452-1018 (188 amino acids)
Source: RefSeq, a predicted model, not a curated record